Molecule: messenger RNA, 3789 nt
Organism: Scutellospora calospora
Lineage: Eukaryota; Fungi; Glomeromycota; Glomeromycetes; Diversisporales; Gigasporaceae
Source: the annotation of a GenBank genome assembly
AUGGUUCGAGGUCAUAACUUAUCUAUUGAUACUGUUGCUGCUUCACGUGUACAAAAACCUACAUCAAAAUCCUCUCUGGAUAACAACGAUAAUCGUUCAAGUAUCGAUGAUGAUGACUAUCUUACAUCUUCUCCUUCAAUUAUUGAAGAAGAAAUUGAUUUUACUCUAGUUUAUGCUUUACAUUCCUUUCACGCUACCGUCGAAGGUCAGGCUACUGUUGAAAAAGGUGAUUCAUUAAAUUUAUUAGAUGACUCAAAUAGCUAUUGGUGGCUAGUUAAAGUUUUACCAAGUGAUGAAAUUGGUUAUAUACCUGCUGAAAAUAUUGAGACACCAUACGAAAGACUAGCAAGAUUAAAUAAGCAUCGAAACAUAAGUUUAACAUCAUCACAAAACAAUACUGAAUCGGAUAAUUCGCUUUCUAAACAAAUUUCAACCAAUCAAGUAAAGGCUGUCACUUUUGCUUCUCCAUUAUUUUUUAAAGUACAAUUAGUGAGUGAACCCGAAGAACUGGACUAUGCUGAUCAGCAAAUAAUAGACUCUGAAAGUGAUCAUUCUUUGAGUAAUAUGAGUCAAGAGAAUAAUAGAAUAUCAAAAACUUCUAUUCAAUCAGCAGGAAGUGAAAAUCAGGCAUCACAACCAUUGCAAGCGAGAACACAAUCUGUACAGUUAGAAAAUAAUUCAAAAUAUGAUCAAUCGUCGCGCACUACUAAUUCUUUGAAUAAUAAAAUACAAGAUGUUAUAAAUAAUAAGAAUGGGACUAUUAAAAUGUCUUUGACUCCAGCUUUAGGUAGUGACUUCAUUGAUUUCUCGGAUGAGGAAGAUGAAAUAAAUAAUACGAAAACAAAAUCUUUCGAGAAGGCGAAUAACAAUAACGAGCCUAUAAAAACUAAUAUAACUCCUAGUGAAUCUAUUAAAAAUGUAGAUGUAUCAGAUGAUAAAAAAUCCGGGAAACCGAAGAAAGAAGAGAAGAAGAAAGAGAGUGGUGGUAUAUUUAGGCACUUCUUUAAAAGAAAGUCAAAGAAAAAGGAAGAAGAACCUGUCAAACAGGUUUCUCCUAUGGUUGAUAAUACUAAGCAAAAUAAUCAACCAUCUUCUACGCCACCCCCGCAAAAUAACGCCAAAGCUCAGCGUCCCAGUCCUUUGACAAAUCAGCAACGGUCUUCUCAACCUGGUUCUUCGUCGAAUCGAUCAUCUCAACCUGGUUCUUCGUCGAAUCAAUCAUCUCCACGGGCUAGUUCCCUACAAAAUCGGUCACAACUUCAACAAGUUGGUUCUCCACCAAAUCAAAAUCAAAACCAACAGCAAUCACAAAAAAAUCAGAGUCCGCAACGCCAAAUAGAUCCCCGAUCACAACGAAACCAAUCUCAAAACCAAUCUCAAAACUUAUCUCAAAAUAAAUCUCAAAAUCAAUCUCAGAUUCAACAUCAGUCACAACAACAAUCUCCAAAUCUAAAACAGCCCCAGACACAGCAACAAUCAUCAAAACGAGAAUAUCCAAAAGUUCAACAAGUGUCAAGUCAUGAACCUCCUGUUCAAGUAAUUCAACGUGAUUCCGGCUCGGUUCAGCAAGAUGCUUUACAAGUCCCUACACAAGAUGCUGUUAAAUCAAUUAAAUUAAAAACUUCUCCAUCUCCCAUAAGAGUCGUUCAGCAUACACCAUCUGAAAGAUCAAUUACUCCUUUGACUCCUUUGACACCUGUUGAUCCUUUUUACAAUGUAAUUCGAAUAUUUGCAGGUCAAAAUAUUUCAUCCAAUGAAGGAUCAAAAUUAAUUUUAUUAAGUCAAACUACAAUCACUUCUACACUCAUUAAGCAAGCAUUGCACCGAUUCAAUUUGAAUGCAGAUGAUUGGGAAAAUCAAAUUCAAUUAAUGUCUGAUGAUCUCCCACUUGAUGUCUUUCAUUCAUUAACAUCUUCUAAUGCUGUUACAUUACCUUCGAUAAGAAGGAGCUCUAUUGAAUCUAUUUCCUCAACUACUUCAAAUUUAUCUGAUAUUAGUGUAAUUAAAAACUUAGAAUUACAAAAUGAUAAGGGCAUUAUUACAUUCUAUUUAAAUAGACGUACAAAAAGAGGCAGUCGAUCUUCAAGUGAAAGAAAAUUACGUGUACGGGUAUUGAUUUAUAAUGAUGAUUUACCUGUUCAUUUAAGGAAUAAUAAACAACAACAACACGUACCAAGAACUUCUAUGUCUGUUCCUAAACAUCUCGCUGAAAAGGCUGCAAGGCGACGUUCUAGAGAAGAAGGUAAACCUAGAGAAAAAGCUAUUGUAGUAUCUGGACUUUCAACUGUUAGGCAAGUCAUAGAAAAAGCUAUGGAAAAACUUGAAAUUAAUGAUGGUAUCGUUGAUGAUGGUAAAAGGAUUUCAGAUAAUGAUGAAAAACCACGAUAUCAAUUAAUGAUGAUUGUUGACGGAGAAGAAAAACUCCUUUCUUCUGAAAUAAAUAUAAUUUCAGUUUAUCCAACAGCUCCAAGACUUCAUCAUUUAUCAGUAGAUUCUGUGGAUUCAUCAUCAUCUCUGGCAUUGGAUUAUCGACCAGAUGAACCAAUGUUCGUUUUAAGACUUUUACGACCUGAAGAUCGUCAAACACGUGCAAUGCCUGCAGUUUCAGAAAUUUCUCGACAUUCAAGACGAAUUCAAACACAAUCACAUAUUUUCAAUAAAUCAGGUGAACAAAAAACCAAUGAUGACAUAACAAAUACACGUAAACAACUUAUAGAACAACAACGUGAAUAUAGUCGUGAAAAACAAAGAUCUAUUCUUUCUGCGCAUAAAAAUACAUCACAAGGUAUUGAUAUUGUUACAAAAGCUGGUGCAAUUCGAAGUUCUCGUAUUUUUGGAGCAAAAAUUCGAUAUUCUUUUAUUCCAACACAAGGAAAAGAAUUUGAUAUUAGUAAUCUUAUUGAAGAUAUUUGGGGUGAUGAUGAUGAAGUACUAAAUUCGGAUGAUCAAAGUGAUUUAUCCUUCAAUGAUCCUUAUAAUGAAAAGCAAAACAAAAAGAAAAAUGAUCAAUAUCGUAAAAGCACAACACAAGAUGUAGAUAUUUUAGUAAAGAUGAUAAAUAGUGCGCAUAAUAAUAAUGGGAACGUUAUAAAAUCCUUUGAGGAAAGAAUUGAACGUGUAUUACAACAAGUUGAUCGAUAUAGUAAUGGUAUGAUACCAAAUCUUGCAACUGCUUUACAUACACCAAUAAUUAAUGAACGUUCUAAUAGUUUAUCAAGUGGUUGGUCUAUUCCAUCACCAACACGUUAUAAUGCGACACCUGAUGAUUUUAGUAAUGAUUUUGAUGAUGAAGAUAAUGAUUCAGUAUCAGAAUUAUAUUCUUCAAAAUAUAAAAAUUUACCAUCAUUAACAAUAGAAAGAUCUCAAUCUCAAGAGUUACUUUCUCGAACACCUCAAAAAUCCAGACAAAGAUCAUUCUCUUCUGCAUCAAAUAACUCUAUAAACACUAAUACUACCUUAGAUUCAAUAACACCAGGAAAUCACCUUCCAUUAUUUAGAAAAUCAUCUACUGCUUCUUCAUUUACAGACAGUGAUUGGAUAUUAACUGAUGAUUUCGGAUUACAAGAAUUAUUAAUACUUGUCAGAUCCGGAGUAAAUAUGUUAGAAUUAAAGGAAAGGAGAAGAAGUGGGUGGCAAAUACAUGAGGACCCUGAAAAAAUAUUAAGCACACUUAGACUUGGAGACAUUAGAAAUGACAUUAGGGAGGUUUUUGAUAAUGUUAACAAUGAAUUAGAUCAAUUAGAACAAGAACUCGAUCAACUUAUGGAUGACGCUAUAAAAGUUUUCUAA